GAGUACACGCCAUACAAGGCGAUAGAUUCAUACAAGCCUUUCUGUCUUGGCCAUUUCGGGAAUAGUGCAAACCACUUACAUGUAUUGCCCUUGCGCAUGACACAAGCUUAAGUAAUACCGAUAGCCAUGUUGCGCAGCGGCCCCACUGGGGCUCGCAACGCGCCAGCUCUUGAGCAGAUUAACGCGGAGGUCUUCACCUUGACAUAUGGCUCGAUCGUGCGCCAGCUGAUAUCGGACUACGAGGACAUUGAGGAGGUCAACAAGCAGCUAGAGCAAAUGGGCUAUAACAUGGGUAUUCGCCUGGUGGACGAGUUCCUGGCAAAGGCCAAAAUCUCACGCUGUUCCUCCUUUCGCGACACGGCGGACGUGGUGGCGAAGCAGGCACUGCCCAUGUUCCUCAACGUGACGGCCAACGUGACCAACUGGAGCCCCGACCAGACCGAGUGCAGCCUGGUGCUGACGGACAACCCGCUGGCUGACUUUGUGGAGCUGCCGGACGAGUACCGCGAGCUGCGGUAUUGCAACGUGCUGGCAGGCGUGGUGCGCGGAGCGCUGGAGAUGGUGAACAUGGAGGUGGAGUGCCGCUGGGUGUCGGACAUGCUGCGCGGCGACGACUGCUACGAGCUGCGCCUCAAGCUCAAGGAGCACCGCGACGAGAAGUUCCCCUACAAGGACGACGACUAAGCCUGUAGGGCCGGAGCCUGUAGGGCCGGAGCCUGUAGGGCCGGAGCCUGUAGGGCCGGAGCUUGUAGGGGUAGGGGCUGAGUCUAGCGGAGCCUAGCGGAGCCUCUGGUGGCAGCGCUCGCAUGGAGAGACGGGGAGAGAGGGGUGGUAGGACGGAGAUGAUGACGACUGGCGGUUCUCUCUGGGUUGUUGCUGCUCCCUUGGUCGUGGAAAUCUGCUCAGUUGGCGUUUGGCAGGGUAAUAGAGCAGUGUACGAUACACAGCAAGAUAAGUAAGAGCAACUUGGCAAGAGGCGGUCCUAGCGUUGACUAAUGUUGCUUCGACAGCGACGCAGCUUGGGUAUGUGCGGUCUGGGUAUGCGGCUAGCUGAGUGGCUUCUGCGGCGACACAGGUGACCCUUUCCGCUGGUACCUGACGUACCCUUCAUGCGCCACAGGACACGUGUGCGGUGCAGCCGCUUGUGACCACGUGUGCGUUGCAGUCACUUGCGUGCGCGGGGCCGGCGAGAGCAGGAUGGCACAUGCUGGGGAGAUGGGCAGUGCCGCAGUGGGUCAGCGUGUGGCCGGGUUCUCGUCUGGAGCCCUCACCCUGCAACUUGUCCCGCUCUGGCGUCAUGUGCGGCAGGGGUUAGUGGUGACCUAGUUGAUUGAUCUAGUGGUGAAGUGGGGAGACGUGAAGAUAUGGUAGCUGGUGAUAGCACGAGUGGGCACAUCGGCUGGAAGGGGCUUUACUGGUGCUAUGAGCAACUGGUGUUAUUGUGUAUUGAUCGCCCGAAUGGCACAUUAGCACUUCGCCAGGGUCCUACGCGCUCCCCUGGCCAGACAUCGAGCUGUACGGUAAUUACAUACGGUA
Molecule: messenger RNA, 1536 nt
Organism: Chlamydomonas reinhardtii
Lineage: Eukaryota; Viridiplantae; Chlorophyta; Chlorophyceae; Chlamydomonadales; Chlamydomonadaceae
Exons: 6
Coding region: 127-684 (185 amino acids)
Biological process (GO): endoplasmic reticulum to Golgi vesicle-mediated transport; intra-Golgi vesicle-mediated transport
Cellular component (GO): TRAPP complex; cytosol; cis-Golgi network membrane
Source: RefSeq, a predicted model, not a curated record